CUGCAGUCUACCAGUAUCCAGAUGGACGCGCCCACAAAGCCAUCGCCCCCGGACGUCGUUUAUUUCGGGGUCUUCAACGACCGGGACGGGCCUAUUCAUGUGUUCCGGUGCGAGAGCUACACCCUAACCAUCCAAACGAGAUCUUUCCUGGGUCAGUUGGGUCAAAAUAGCGAGCGGCGCCAGGAGUACAGGGAUAACACCGCUUUCGAUGUCGAGAUCAUCCAGACGAUGCUUGGGAGCAUCGAGUGGGGGCGGACGAAUUACGCGUACCUGGUGCGCGAGAGCAGCGGCAGCUACCGGCUUAUGUACAGGAACAAGGUCCCCAGACCGCUCACUUGCCAUCUCUGGGCACCGACGGUGGACAUUAAAGAGAUUGAUGUCACCCGCUGGCUCGAUCAGCGAAUAUAUCGGGAAGGAAUAUGGCGCGGGCGGGAAGUUAACCUCAAGAUCAUGGACUCACCUGAGUCAUGGGUGGCCGACAUGGUCUCCAGCGAAAUCGACGGCGCACGAACACUUACGGCCCUGGGGUACUCAUUCGAAGUCCUUGGCAUUGUUACAAGCAACGGUGGGGUCGUUGGCAUCAUGUACGAGAUCCCAGUGGGACGCGUGGUGCAGUACCACGACCGCGCAGCCCUCUACGAUGCCUUCGCCGACUUGCAGAAGCAUCGUGUCGUCUACCGAGGUAUUACUACCACGAACGUUAUCAUCACGGAUAAAGGUGUUCGUUUACUGGACGCCUCAACCGUUCUAGUAUUCGGAGAAGACGAAGACGAAGAUUUGGAAAGGUAUGGGGAGACAUGGCAUUGGGAGAGAUUGGCGAAGCUCUUCGAAGAGUACAAGCAGCGCCCUAACGUCAUGCCCCUCGCUCGCGAAGUCAACGCGUACAAGAUGGUUAUCCCUCGACUACCGUCUUUAUACCGCGAGCUCAUUCUCGACCCGGAGAUCAUCGUCGUCGCGAUGCUGGAAUAUCGCUUCAAGAAGCAACUCGAUCCUGCGAGGUAUUCGCAGCGGCAGUGGCAGGUUGCUCUUCGAAUGGCGAUGAAGAAGGUCGACGGUCGGUUGGCCUCUUCGUCCUGGGACAUCCAGCCCAGCUUCGUCGGCUCGGAAUCUUCCCGCACGUUGUCCGAUACGUCGGGUGAUGUCUAUUCUGCUCUUGACAAGCCGCGAACUGUCAAUCGUUCUAUUCCUCGACUCCGUGUUACCGCUGAGGUCGCCUUCCAUCCAUACAGCCGAUCAAAGGCGCGCCCAAUUAGGCGCAUCCUUGCCCCCGACCUGUCCUAGAAUUGCGAUGAGGUAGCUUCAGGGACUUUCGUCAAUAACGUCCAGUGGUACCGGCUCUCAGCUAGACUAGAGCCCUCGCAAUGCCUGUCGCAGGACUCUGCAUAUCUGAUAUCGCGGCCAGCCCUGCAAGAGGUCCUGCUUGCUCUUGCACCGAUCACUUUUAUUACAACAUACCCCUGAUGGGCCAUGUUCUCGCGUUGCUGUAUUCUGAUCGCUCUGUGUCGUUGUUGCUCUGCGCUUGCUUUCGUUCCAUCAUGUUUUGUAUUAUUAAUGGAUGUAUUUGAUGUGGGGUAAGGAUGUACCUCCCUCCAUGUCCAACCCAGUCGUCUCUAUUCCUUAGAUGAUAAAGAUUUGGGGGUAGGUAGUCG
Gloeophyllum trabeum ATCC 11539 is the source of this 1649-nucleotide messenger RNA. RefSeq lists its product as uncharacterized. Bases 22 to 1281 code for a protein of 419 amino acids. NCBI's taxonomy places the organism in Eukaryota, Fungi, Basidiomycota, Agaricomycetes, Gloeophyllales, Gloeophyllaceae. The record is from RefSeq and is a predicted model, not a curated record. The transcript is spliced from 2 exons.